CUGUCAAGCAAAGUAUAAAAAACCUGUGGUGCCCUGCAUGGUCACAGUGUCACUGAGACUCACCUGGGACACACUCAAGGAAGGAUACUGUCGUUGGAUUUGUGUUUGAGCUCUGAAGCAAAGGAUGGCACACGGGUUGGAUUUUACUGGCGGCAGUGUUCCCGAUAUGAUCUCAUUUUACUCCGGACAUUACUGGCCCGCUACGUGCAUGGAUAUGAACAACAACGACGAUUACGCACAGGACUCCAGCAGAGUGCACCCCGAUGCACCUCAAAGGACCCGCUCGGAGACCCAACGGCGCCGGAAGCGCACGACCUUCACCAAAGCGCAGCUGAGCCAGCUGGAGAGGGCCUUCUCUGUCACCCAGUACCCGGACAUUAAAAUGAAAGAAGCUCUUGCAUCCCUAACUGCACUACCAGAGUCCAAAAUUCAGGUUUGGUUUCAAAAUCGACGCGCUCGCUUCUUCAAGAGCAAGAAACCAGGCAGAGAAGCUCCCAAAACCUCCCCAGACCUCCACCAUGAGUUCACCUCCCCGGCACCAUCAAGCCCUCCACUGAGCUUUCACUUGGCUCCUUCUUUUACUCCCACUCCCAUACCAUCUCCGCCGGGCUACCCGGCUCCAAGUUUGCCUCAGUCCACCAGGCUCUCGUCCAUCCUGGACAGCCAGGCUGUACCUUCAUCCCCUGACCCCUAUACGUCCUGCUCCCCGCAUGGGCAUGCAGAAGUCCCCGGCGAUCUUUACUACCAAGCCCCGGACUUUGCCGAUUACUGCCAAGACGUUUUUCCACGACUCGGUGAGUGGGAUCUAACAGAGGACUUUGAAGCUUUCCUCGGAGAUGGACAGGAAUCCGAGCCAGUGGGCAGCCGCUGUGGAUCUGCGGGACAUGUUGAGUCAAAGGAGAGUGUCCAGAGUCAGCUGGACCACCAGGGCUUCUCCAGCACCGACGAGUCCAUGGAUGAUCUGUCUGACAUGUGCUUUCAGGAGCUGAUGGGCGACUUCAAUCUGUCGAACUUAGAAAUUUCUCCGGCUAUGAUUGAUUAUAUUUUGAGCUGACUAAAAGGACUGGAGUAGUAAAGUUAGACAACAUAUUUAAAGUCACAUUGUAACUAGCCACAGAAUAGUA
Messenger RNA from Mugil cephalus (flathead mullet), 1124 nucleotides. Its product is annotated as homeobox protein OTX2-like. Lineage: Eukaryota; Metazoa; Chordata; Actinopteri; Mugiliformes; Mugilidae. The record is from RefSeq and is a predicted model, not a curated record. The transcript has 3 exons. Gene Ontology annotation, biological process: regulation of transcription by RNA polymerase II. Bases 125 to 1054 code for a protein of 309 amino acids. Gene Ontology annotation, molecular function: DNA-binding transcription factor activity, RNA polymerase II-specific; RNA polymerase II transcription regulatory region sequence-specific DNA binding.